CAUUCCCCGUGUUUCGUGAAGGUCUUUCGAAAGGUUCCGCGAUCAGUCUCAAGAGUUGCUCAGCACCUAACGGGCACGUCGGCACCGUCAAGAACUACCCAGUUGCUACUGGGAAGCCCUUCCCUUCGGUCUUCGAUCUUUGUGGCUACGACGUAGAAAACCUGUGUUUACGACGAAAUGGCGAACUCGGCGCAGCUGUGCAAAUACGUGGUACUGGCGCUGUUCGUGCUUUUCACCGGAACCUGUGGCGGUGCUCGCCGUGAUGUGGCCCACCUCCCGCGCCAGAUUGUGGUCGUGGAGGAGUACGAGCACGAGAAAGUGACCACGUUACCGCCACCACCGCGUCCGUACGCCUUCACGUACACGGCGGGCCGGGCCCCAGGGCACGUCGAUCGGACGCACAGCGAGGUGUCGGACGGCAAUGGAGUGGUGCGUGGGUCCUUCUCGUACGUCGAUCCUCGCAAUCAGGUUCGCACGGUCGAGUACACGGCGGACGCGCACGGAUUCUAUCCGGUGCUGAGUCACCUGCCGAAGAGCCCGCAGCAGACGGAAGCGGUUGCACGUGCGCAAGAGAAACACCACGCCCUGUACGCCAAGAUCGCCCAGCAGCAUGCGGACGCCCACGGAGGACUGGUGGAGCCAAUUCUGCCCAAGGACACGGUAGCUGUGGCGAAGGCAAAGGACCGUCACCUGACUCUGUACGAGAAGAUUGCCAACGAACAUGCGCGAAUCGGAGCGGAACAGGAGGCGCAGCGUUUGGCCUUUGAGGCUACGUCGGUGAAAUAUGAGGAGCACUGAGCCCGAGCCACCCGCGAUCCGAUGACGAAACCUUUAGACCCUUACAGGAACUGCACACCAUGCGGCAUGGAUUUGGAUAAACGUGAAUGGACAGGAAAAGUGAAUUAGUGAAAGAAAUUACUUUAAAAUUCAUUCGAACCAAUACACCUUUAAUGUUUUGAUUUUCAAACAUCCUUUCUACGAUAACUUCCAA
Messenger RNA from Anopheles bellator, 991 nucleotides. It is a transcript of the gene Cpr57A, whose product is annotated as larval cuticle protein 1. The coding region runs from base 178 to 798 and encodes 206 amino acids. Gene Ontology annotation, cellular component: chitin-based extracellular matrix. Lineage: Eukaryota; Metazoa; Arthropoda; Insecta; Diptera; Culicidae. The transcript is spliced from 3 exons. The record is from RefSeq and is a predicted model, not a curated record. Gene Ontology annotation, molecular function: structural constituent of chitin-based larval cuticle.